AUGUUCAAAGGCGAGGGCAAGGCGGACAGCGAGCGGCUGCUGAGGAAGGUUCGGUUCCGCGUGGCGUCCUCGCACAGCGGGCGGGUGCUGAAGGAGGUGUACGCCGACGGCGAGGCCGCCGACUCGCUGGACUCCGAGUAUGCCAGCAGCUCAGAGACCGAGCAGACCAGCCGGCUGAGCGAGGUGGACGGGCAGCAGAAUGGGCACGCGGGCUCGGAGUGCGAUGAGAAUGACAAUGAGCAGGAUGACUUGCUCAUUUUAGUCAGAGCCACUAAAGAGAAGGGGUUUGGUACAAAGCGAGUCAACAUCCUCAGCAAAAAUGGCACAGUCAGGGGAGUCAAGCAUAAAGUCAGCGCUGGUCAAGCCCUUUUUGACAAUUUGGCAAAAGUAUUUCAGGUAGGUGGUGCAGAUCUGCUGUUUGGCCGCAUAGUAAUUUAUACUACCAGUCUUCGUGUGGUGAGAACCACUUUUGAAAGAUGUGAACUGGUUAGAAAGAUAUUUCAAAAUCACAGAGUUAAGUUUGAAGAAAAAAACAUUGCUCUGAACAGUGAUUAUGGAAAAGAACUAGAUGAAAGAUGCAGAAGUGUCUGUGAGGUUCCCUCACUCCCUGUUGUGUUCAUUGAUGGCCAUUAUCUUGGGGGUGCUGAGAAAAUUUUACUAAUGAAUGAAUCUGGGGAACUGCAGGAUCUCUUAACCAAAAUUGAGAGAGUCCAGCAUCCUCAGGAGUGCCUCUCUUGCGGGGGCUUUGGUUUCCUGCCGUGCUCAGCGUGCCAUGGGAGCAAGAUGUCCGUGUUCCGGAACUGCUUUACGGACUCCUUCAAAGCCCUCAAGUGCACUGCUUGCAAUGAGAACGGGCUCCAGCGCUGCAGGAGCUGUGCAGGCUAA
Serinus canaria (Common canary) is the source of this 885-nucleotide messenger RNA. RefSeq names its product glutaredoxin and cysteine rich domain containing 1 (gene GRXCR1). NCBI's taxonomy places the organism in Eukaryota, Metazoa, Chordata, Aves, Passeriformes, Fringillidae. Bases 1 to 885 code for a protein of 294 amino acids. The record is from RefSeq and is a predicted model, not a curated record. The transcript has 4 exons. Gene Ontology annotation, cellular component: kinocilium; stereocilium. Gene Ontology annotation, biological process: sensory perception of sound; inner ear receptor cell stereocilium organization.